Malus domestica (apple) is the source of this 1733-nucleotide messenger RNA. Its product is annotated as putative pentatricopeptide repeat-containing protein At1g10330. Gene Ontology annotation, molecular function: protein binding. Lineage: Eukaryota; Viridiplantae; Streptophyta; Magnoliopsida; Rosales; Rosaceae. The record is from RefSeq and is a predicted model, not a curated record.
GGCAAGAAAACUCAUCAUGAUUUGCAUAAAUAAAGAUAUAAGACUAAAAGUGUGAGGACACAAUUCUCAUACGCCUGAGCGUUUCUCUCUCACCUUUCCUUUCUCCCUCUCACACAGUUUUAUAAUUAGUUUUAAAACAAAUAUGAUAAAAUAGCAAGCACAAUUUUUGAUACACAUGAAUUGGUGUUAUGCCACACUCAUCACCCGAGUCUCUACUUCAACUCCUCCAAUGCUUCCUCAAGCACCCUAACCAAAUCAAACAGAUCCAUUCCCGCCUAUUCACCAACGGUCAUCUCCUCCACAACCAACACCCUAAACCCUCCGCUUCCAAAUGGAUGCCAACCCUCCUCUACAACACUUUGAUCAGAGCCCAUCUCGGUUUCGGCCAACCCCGCAAGACCCUCCUUCUCUUCAUCCACAUGCUUGCCCACCAAGCCCCUCCCAACAGCCACACAUUCCCUCCGCUUAUCAAAGCCGCCGCAGCCACCUCUUCCUCCUCCUCAUCGCCCCGUCUGGGCUCUCCGCUUCAUACCCAAGUCGUAAAACGCGGCGUUUUGCGCGACCCUUUUAUACAGACCUCGUUUGUGAGCUUCUAUGCCGAGCUUGGUAAAUUGUGCGAUGCGCGUAAGGUGUUUGAGGAAAUGUCUGAACCAUGUGUGGUUGCGUGCAAUGCGAUGAUUGAUGGGUUUGGGAGGAAUGGGGAUAUGGGUUCUGCUGUUUUGCUAUUUGAAAGCAUGCCGGAAAGGGACGUGGUUUCAUGGACAAGCGUUAUAAACGGGUUUGGGAGAAAUGGGUGUUUUAGCGAGGGAAUUCGAUUUUUUCAGAUAAUGAUGAAUCAUGAGAAUGUGAUGGGUUGUUUUGUGAAGCCAAAUGAAGCUACUUAUGUUAGUGUGCUUUCUUCCUGUGCUAAUUUGGGUGGGUGGGGAUCUAUUUAUUGGGGGAAGCAAAUACAUGGGCAUGUUAUUAGAAAUGGGAUUGAAUUGACUGCGUUUUUAGGGACUGCAUUGGUGGAUCUUUACGGGAAGACUGGCUGUUUGAACAGCGCUGGGUACAUGUACCAGCAAGUGGUAGUUAAAGAAGUUUGUACUUGGAAUGCGAUGAUUUCUGCACUUUCUUUGAAUGGUAAAGAGAAGGAGGCUUUGGACUUGUUUGAAAACAUGAAGAUGGAGAGGUUGCAGCCUAAUGAGGUUACAUUUGUCGCAGUUCUUACAGCAUGUGCUCGUGGAAAACUGGUGAAGUUUGGUUUGGAAUUGUUUAGAUCGAUGACAAAUGAUUUCGGGGUUGAGCCGAUAAUGGAACACUACGGGUGUGUGGUUGACCUCUUGGGCAGAGCGGGGCUGUUUUGGGAGGCAACUGAAGUUAUUAAAAGCAUGCCUUUCGAGCCUGAUGCCUCUGUAUUGGGGGCUCUUUUAGGUUCUUGUAAGAUUCAUGGGACUGCUGAGCUGGGAAAUGAAGUUGGUGAGAAACUUCUCGAGUUGCAGCCACAACACUGUGGACGAUACGUGGUUUUGUCAAACAUUAAUGCUGGGAAGGAGAGAUGGGAUCUUGCUGCAGCUGUGAGGAAAACAAUGGUGGAUGCCGGAAUUCUGAAAAUUCCGGCCUACAGUAUGAUUGAAGUAAAAUAGAAUUAGGGAAACUGAUAAUUUCUUGAAUUUCUAAUUAGCUAUAUAUUUGUGUCUUAGCCAUUUAAAGUUGUGUAGAAAAAAUUCCGAUUUUCGGAGUUUACGGUUUUA